Molecule: messenger RNA, 4447 nt
Organism: Orcinus orca (killer whale)
Lineage: Eukaryota; Metazoa; Chordata; Mammalia; Artiodactyla; Delphinidae
Gene: MBLAC2
Product: metallo-beta-lactamase domain containing 2
Exons: 2
Coding region: 419-1258 (279 amino acids)
Source: RefSeq, a predicted model, not a curated record
UGCCCUGCUCCCUCCCACGCUUAGCUCUCGGCCUCUGCCGUCAGACCCCCAGAGGUGGGAAGAGUUAUCACUUUCUGGAUCUCUCGUCUACUGCAUUGGCCCCUGCGUUAACGCUCCCUUGUGCUACGGCCAGUGAGGCUGCGAUUGUUCCAGCGCCCCGGUACGAGGAGAGCAGCUCCUGCUCUCUGCGGAGCUGGCAGGAGGGUGCGGGCGGACGCUGCAGGCAGAGUCUCCGCGCGUCUUUCCUUCUUCUGGUUCUCCCCGCAACCCCAUCCGCAUCCCCCGCCCCCUCCUUGCUCUGCGGUUUCUCCCGGGCUGCGGGCAGACCGCUCCAUACAGCUGCAGCGCCCGAGUCUGGGCAGCCUGCGGGAGGCACACACGCCCACACCCACUCCGCCUGGCCGCAUCCUUGCCCAGCAUGUCUGCGCUUGAGUGGUACGCCCACAAGUCCCUGGGCGACGGCGUCUUCUGGAUUCAGGAACGCUUCUAUGAGUCUGGCAACCGCGCCAACAUCUGGCUGGUGCGCGGCUCCGAGCAGGACGUGGUGAUCGACACAGGCCUGGGGCUGCGCAGCCUCCCGGAGUACCUGUACUCCUCCGGCCUCUUGCAGGACCGCAGGGCCAAAGAGGAUGCGGCGUGCCGGCCACUGUUGGCUGUGGCUACCCACGUGCACUUCGACCACUCCGGCGGCCUCUACCAGUUCGACCGGGUGGCGGUGCACCACGCCGAGGCCGAGGCGCUGGCUCGCGGGGACAACUUUGAGACCGUGACCUGGCUCUCCGACAGUGAGGUGGUGCGGGCGCCGAGCCCGGGCUGGAGGGCCAGGCAGUUCCGAGUGCAAGCGGUGCAGCCCACCCUCAUCCUGCAGGAUGGGGAUGUGAUCAACCUUGGUGACAGACAGCUCACUGUUAUGCAUAUGCCUGGUCAUUCUAGGGGCAGUAUUUGCUUACAUGACAAAGACCGAAAGAUUCUCUUCAGUGGAGACGUCGUGUAUGAUGGAUCACUGAUUGACUGGCUCCCAUACAGCAGGAUAAGUGACUAUGUUGGAACCUGUGAACGUCUGAUAGAAUUAGUGGACAGAGGUCUGGUAGAGAAGGUGCUUCCUGGGCACUUCAAUACCUUUGGUGCUGAAAGGCUUUUUCGAUUGGCUUCUAACUAUAUUUCAAAAGCUGGGAUAUGUCACAAAGUUUCUACUUUUGCCAUGCGAUCUCUUGCAAGUUUAGCCCUACGUGUAACAAAUUCUAGGACCUCGCCCUAGUAUUUAAUUCUAUAAAUUAAUACAAUUAAUUCUGUGUUGUUUAAAAUAGUGAGCAUUUUAAGAAAUGCUUUUUUACUACUAUUAUGUAUUAGAGAAAAAAAGGUUGAGAAUGAAUAAGCCAAAAAUGGAACUUCUUAAAUUUUUUUCUUUUUUCCAAAUAAGAAACCACUUAAAUAAGAUUAUAAUUUGCCAAAGCUUGUAAUUUGCCAUCAUUCUGUAAUAUUUGUUCUAGAAAUGAUAUAGAGGUAUAUGGGGAAGCAAGGAGGCAUUUUGCAGUAAGAAAAAGAACUACCUUGCGUCUCAUUUCUCUCAUUUUAUUUCCUAGAUGACCUAGAAAAAAGAGCAUAAAGAGUUUUAUGUUUAUACUCUGAACUUGAUAUUUUUAAUAUAUUAUUUGAAGAUAAAGGUUUUUGGGUUUAAAGUACAUUAGAACUCAAAACUUAAACUAACAUUUAGAAUGACAGCUAAAACAAUCCAUUGUUACGGUACAGAAUUUUUUUUUUUUUUUUGCCUCUCACUGUUGUGGCCUCUCCCGUUGCGGAGCACAGGCUCCGGACGCAUAGGCUCAGCGGCCAUGGCUUACAGGCCCAGCCGCUCCGCGGCAUGUGGGAUCCUCCUGGACCGGGGCACAAACCUGUGUCCCCUGCAUCGGCAGGCGGACUCUCAACCACUGCGCCACCAGGGAAGCCCCUAUGGUACAGAAUUUUUAUGCUUCAUUUUAUUUAUUCUUAAUGUAAUUAUAGUGUACAUUAUGUGUUAUGUAAUUUUACGUACAAAAAGUACAAUGAAUUUUGUUUUAUUGUGAAGCUUUAAAUAUAAAUUGCAGAGUGCUUCAGUAAAAAGAAACUACUAUAUAUUGUUGUUUGUUAUUAUGUAAGUGUAAUACUUUCAAUUGUAAAAGUGAAAUUCAAAUGUCUGUAAUCUAACUAUAAAUUGUCAGAUUUCUCAAAAGGACACUGUCAGGGAAAUUUGAAAAUAUACACAUUAAGAGUAAUUUUAAAAUUAUAUCCUAUUUUAAUAAAAACAGCUAUAAUAAACAAAAUUUUUCUUUUUAAAUAGCAGCUUUAGUAUAUGUGUCAUAUUUUAUAGUACCAAACAACAUCCUAAUAUAAACCAUUCUUUUACUUAACAUAACAUACAUAUUUGCCACAGAAGGCUUUUCAAAUCAAUUGCAAAAUGUGCAUUAGAUAUUGACUUAGAGUGAAUUGCCUUUUUUAUCCUGAUUCACAACACCUAUUCCUGUUCAGUAUUCUUUGUCUUGAAUGAAAAGAAGUCUCCAUUUAUAAAGAUAUAGGAAAGAUUAUCCCACUAUUUAGUAAAAUGUUUUAGUUUGGUACUCUUAAUAAUUUAUUGAAAAGCCUUUUGGAAUAUUUCAUGAGGGUUUUUUAAACAGUUUUUUCACUGCCUUUUUAUUAUUGACAUAGCCUAAACCAAACUCAGAUAGCUUUGGAAAUCAGAUUUUUUAGUAUUAAGAAGGUCCAGCAAUUUUGAUUUCUGAAAAAAUGUGAAACUUUUCCUACCCAACACCCCACUCAGGUUCUUUAGUCUUUUAUUCAUUCAACACACACACACGCCCCCCACAUGCAUACACACAGUCACAUACAUACAUGCAUACAUUGUGCUAAACACUGUGGAAGCUUAAAAAGUCAGAGACUAUAUCCUAGCUGGAAGUAGAAGACAAACAAAACUUGAAUAAUAGUAUAUGCAGGUUGAAGUUAAUACAAAUUACACAUGAGUGUCAGGGACAUAAAUGGAGGGGUGUGAAGUUUGGUUAGGGAAAGGUUCCUGGAGGAGGAGUUUUUGAGUCAGAUUUGGAAGGAUGAUUUGUUGGGUGGUGAGGGUAGAAAACAAGAAUGGGGUUAUUUCUGCAUCCUCAGUGCUAAGAAUAGGGAUGGAAGUAUUGCUGUCUAGAGUAGGCUAUUCCUUGUGUCAAUUCAAUUUUCCGGUGUCUUAGAUCUUCUAAACACCAAGCAUUUAGCAUGAGAAAGAUGGGUCUGUGAUUGUAUAUAUAAGAAUCAUCCUUAUCACAGACAAACUGUACUGCCACAUGCCACAAAAUGAACUUACUUAAAAUCAGCAAGGAAGCCAUGGUUGUUGAAAUGAAGAAUAUCAUGGGAAUUUCUCUCUGACAGUCAUUCAAGGCAGUAGGUCUGUUUUAAUUGAUAGUGUAACAUCAAGAACAUAGAUUUGGUUCAGGGCAACUACAAACUAUAUCACUUAAUGAGCCUUAAAUAUAGCCAUUAUUUUUAUAUCAAUAGCACAAGAGAAAACCAAAAGUCCUUAACCAUUGACCAUUUUAUCAUAUUUUAGGACUUUUUAAAAAAAUCAGGUUAUAGUAGGCACUAAGUUUUAUUGAAAAAUAUUUAAACCUGAUGAAGGCUUUCCUUAUUUCUUAAAAGUGCGAUUUUUUCAAAGCACAUUGCACAUUGAUUUUAUUUUUAAAUUUCCCAGUUUUUUUUCCUGGUUUUUCAAAUUGUACCAAAACAUAAGACUGUGAUAUUUUGCUAUGGCUUCAAUGUGGGUAAAUUAGGGAAAGGAUGUAUCAUUCAUUUAGUGCCCAUGCUAUGCAUUUUAAAAUAGGCAUUAUUUAAUUUAAUCCUGGCCCCAGUGCCAAGAAGUAAUUGACCAGCCUAACACGACUUUGGACAAAGCUGGUAACUGAACACAGGUCUGUCUGCCUCCCAAGCUGAGCUCUUUCUCUUAUACCUGCACAAUAACAUAAAACUGGCAAAGUGUAUUUUUACUUCUCAAGAUGCCACAUGUGCCAAGAAUAAAUCAAGUGAUGUUAAAGCAUAAUAGCAUAUUUUAAAGAAGCUUUGAAAAUAUAUAUUUUCACCCUGACAGUGACCCUUGUUGUAAUUUAUGGUUUGGGGAAAUAAUAUUAUGUAAGUAUAAUUCAAAGUUGUCAAAACCUAAGACAUUUAGAAAUAAUUUUUAUUAUUCAUUUUGUUAAUAACUUAAUUUUUGGAAAUUCAGUUCCCUUAUUUGGUGUUUCCUUUUAACUGAGAAGUCUAAAACAAACAAAACCUUGUGUGUUAUCCUGAUAUAGCUGAAUAAAUGAAUAUGUGUCGUUGUUCUUAUAUGGAUAGUAAUAUGAAUGUGACAUGCACAAAUUGUCCUCUUAUAAUUUUCAGAUAAGUGUAAGUAAACAUUUAUGUGAUAACUAUUAAAGUGGACAUUUUAUUUCAA